Molecule: messenger RNA, 2781 nt
Organism: Myodes glareolus (Bank vole)
Lineage: Eukaryota; Metazoa; Chordata; Mammalia; Rodentia; Cricetidae
Gene: Edar
Product: ectodysplasin A receptor
Biological process (GO): positive regulation of canonical NF-kappaB signal transduction; positive regulation of JNK cascade
Cellular component (GO): plasma membrane
Molecular function (GO): signaling receptor activity
Source: RefSeq, a predicted model, not a curated record
GGGAGCAGUCAAGAGAAAGUUCCCGAGAGCUCUUCAAAAUAGAAAGUUAGUGGAGCUGGCGGCAGAGGUGUGCCUGGUCGCUGUCACCCGGCUGGCCCCAGGAUUGUGGAGCACCUGCUUCAGAGAGGACGCUGGCGACAGCCUGUGAAGCCUGCCCUCCAUCCCUUACCUGCUUGCCUUCUCCGGAGACCCAUCCUCUCGCCCCGCUGCGAGGAGAAGCUGACCUCACUCGGGCACCAGGUACACUUCCAGGAGAUCAUGGCCCACAUGGGGGACUGCAAGUGGACGUCCUGGCUCCCGGUGCUGGUGGUGUCCCUGAUGUGCUCAGCCAAGGCAGAGGACUCCAACUGUGGGGAGAAUGAAUAUCACAACCAGACUACCGGGCUGUGUCACCAAUGUCCUCCCUGCAGACCGGGAGAGGAGCCCUACAUGUCCUGCGGAUACGGCACCAAAGACGAUGACUACGGCUGUGUGCCUUGCCCUGCAGAGAAGUUUUCCAAAGGAGGUUACCAGAUAUGCCGGCGCCACAAGGACUGUGAGGGCUUCUUCCGGGCCACUGUGUUGACUCCGGGGGACAUGGAAAACGAUGCUGAGUGUGGCCCGUGUCUCCCUGGCUACUACAUGCUGGAAAACAGACCGAGGAACAUCUAUGGCAUGGUGUGCUACUCCUGCCUCUUGGCCCCUCCCAACACCAAGGAAUGUGUGGGAGCCACCUCUGGGGUUUCUGCUCACUCCUCCAGCACGUCUGGGGGCAGCACCUUGUCCCCCUUCCAGCAUGCUCACAAAGAGCUCUCGGGCCAGGGCCACCUGGCCACCGCCCUGAUUAUCGCCAUGUCGACCAUCUUCAUCAUGGCCAUCGCCAUCGUACUCAUCAUCAUGUUCUACAUCAUGAAGACGAAGCCUUCCGCUCCAGCCUGCUGUAGCAGCCCCCCGGGGAAAAGCCCGGAAGCCCCAGCUAGCACACACGAGGAGAAAAAGGAGGCGCCAGACAGUGUGGUGACCUUCCCUGAGAAUGGCGAAUUCCAGAAGUUGACAGCUACACCCACCAAGACCCCCAAGAGUGAGAACGAUGCCUCCUCUGAGAAUGAGCAGUUGCUGAGUCGCAGUGUGGACAGCGAUGAGGAGCCUGCCCCGGACAAGCAGGGGUCCCCAGAGCUAUGCCUGCUGUCACUAGUUCACCUGGCCAGGGAGAAGGCUGCAGCCAGUAACAAGUCUGCUGGGAUUCAAAGCCGAAGGAAGAAGAUAUUGGAUGUAUAUGCCAACGUAUGUGGUGUUGUUGAAGGUCUCAGCCCCACAGAGUUGCCCUUUGAUUGCCUCGAGAAGACCAGCCGAAUGCUCAGCUCCACGUACAACUCUGAGAAAGCGGUGGUGAAGACGUGGCGCCACCUUGCCGAGAGCUUUGGACUGAAGCGGGAUGAGAUCGGGGGCAUGACUGACGGCAUGCAGCUCUUUGACCGCAUCAGCACCGCGGGCUACAGCAUCCCCGAGCUGCUCACAAAGCUGGUGCAGAUCGAGCGGUUGGAUGCGGUGGAGUCCUUGUGUGCAGACAUACUGGAGUGGGCUGGGGUCGUGCCACCUGCCUCCCCGCCCCCAGCUGCUUCCUGAGGAGUGUGCCUUGAACUGUCCUCCCUGGGACCCGCUGGGGAUCCAAUGAGGCCACUGCAAGCUGUGAGUGAUGCCAUCGGACUGCCAAAACUCAAGGCUUUUCCUGGCGGGUCACUGUAUUCCUUAGGUGGACCUAAGGAGCCUGCUGAUCACUCAGAUGGACAUGUGGGGAUGAUGCUGGUGAAGAACCCCAUCCUGUCUGUCAGGGGACGCUUGGUGGGAUACAGAGGGCAUGCUACAAUCACAUCACCAGAACAUCAAGCAGGCUAAAUGAAGAGAUGCUAAGAAAAUGUAGCAAUAAUUCCGAGAAGGGUGACAGCGUCUGGUGAAGUUGAGAAAUGGGAGCAUCUUUAAGAGAAUAGCUUGAAGGUUUCAGUACAGACAAACGUACAAAUUCAGACGUCCCACUUCCUCCAUUGCUGCAGACAGAGCAGUCUGUUGGGGUGCUCUAUGGCUUCAGGGGUGGCUUGACCUGUGUUUGCAGUUGCCCACAACAAUACAAGCCUUGCAGUCACUCGUGGAAGAACUUGGGGGUUUGUCACUGCUGCACAAGGCGUGUCUGCCCGCCCAACGGAAGUGUGGGCAGAUUUGGCCUCCAGCAUCACUCACAGACAGAGCUGGUACAGUGUGUCAGAUUGUUGUCCUUCACACGGGUGUGUUCUCUCUAGAAAAGGAGAUGAGGACUUCCUAGGAGUUUGUCCAUGCCCGAUUCUAGACCGCCAGCGGGAGUCGCCGGAAUUCAUGAAUGAGGCUUGUGCCAGUCCAGACGACUGAGCCAGCGAGGGAUGCUGGAGCCUGAGGUGCAGUACAGAGCUGGGGCCUGCAGGCCUGGCCCUGGGGGUGUCAUCCCAGGGGGCUGUCAUCUCCUCCCCCAGACCGAGCUUCUCUUCUGCAAAUGAGAGCUUGGUUUUCAUGUCUGUGGUCAGGAGAGUUAAGGCUCAGGUGAGCAAAAGAAAAUGGAGGCAGGACAGGAGAGGCCAAGGGGGCCGAUGUGGGGUAGAUACAGUGUGGGCAGCCACACAAAGAGAGUACAAGGGGAACUUCUAUCAGGGAUUCUCGUGUAAGAGCAAUUGUAGGACAGAGCAUUUACAGCGAGGAAGCUUCUAAAGGGGCAUUGUUCUUGGCCGAUUCUCUUAUUUCACCUGUAACUGCCAAGAAAAGGGGAGCUUUCCCGCC